Molecule: messenger RNA, 1992 nt
Organism: Solanum pennellii
Lineage: Eukaryota; Viridiplantae; Streptophyta; Magnoliopsida; Solanales; Solanaceae
Product: gamma-glutamyl hydrolase 2-like
Exons: 10
Coding region: 505-1566 (353 amino acids)
Biological process (GO): tetrahydrofolylpolyglutamate metabolic process
Cellular component (GO): vacuole
Molecular function (GO): gamma-glutamyl-peptidase activity
Source: RefSeq, a predicted model, not a curated record
UAUUUUUAGAAUGUUGUUCAUGUGUUUUCUUUUAUAAAAUAAAAAAUUCAGAUCGGUGCAGGAUAGAAUCGAGUUAUAUUUUAAACAUGAAAUUCUUUAUAUUUAGGCUUGAAUUUGAGAUUUUGAUUAAUAAUAGAGCAGUCUCACAAUCCGUUUUAUUAUGUUAUGUAUGUCUUAAGUUGUAGUUCGAGAGUUACUAAUGUAGAAGUGAAUUAUUCUCACACUUAUUUGGUGUAAAUUUAGUAUUUGCAAUGGGAUACAUCAAUUUUUGAUUUUUCAUCUUAGGGUCAAUGUUAGUAUUAGUUUAAUUUUGUUCCGAGUCAAAUAUGAUCCUAUUAAAAAUUAUUUUUAUAUUCAAAACUCAAAAUAUACCGUUUAAAUUAAAAGAUAGUAAUAUCAUCAACUGUAUCCUUACUUAAUAUUUUAAUGUGCAAUUCGAUCUUUACUUGGUUCAGUUCAGUACUCAGAUAUAAGUUACAUGAAAAAUGAAUUUUCAAAAAUAAUAUGGGAAACUACCUUUUGAUUUCAUUUCUCCUUCUUUUAUGUGGGAUUACUACUGCAGUAACUCAACUCUUUAAUUCCUACCUAACUCUCCCGUCGAGUUGUCCUGCGCCGGACCCUGCACUUAAUUACCGGCCGAUCAUCGGAAUUGUGAGUCAUCCCGGCGAUGGCGCCACCGGCCGACUCAGCAACGCCACUAAUGUCUCUUAUAUUGCAGCUUCCUAUGUUAAAUUUGCUGAAAUGGCUGGUGCUAGAGUCAUUCCCCUUAUAUACACUGAGCCACCCCAAGUUCUCAAUCAAAAGCUUAAUCUAGUAAAUGGCAUUAUCUUCACUGGAGGUUGGGCCAAAGAUGGUCUAUAUUUUGACGUUAUUAAAGGAUUUUUCCAGAAAAUUCUGGAGAAGAACAAUGCUGGUGAACACUUUCCUUUACUUGCAAUCUGCUUGGGGUAUGAACUUUUAACGAUGAUCAUCACCAAUGACAACAAUAUUCUUGAGGAAUUUAGUGCAGCUAGCCAAGCAUCUACAGUACAGUUUGUGGAAAAUGUAAAUAUUGAAGGAACAGUAUUUGGAAGGAAAAAUACCAGAUUACCUUAUAAGAAGGUUCUUAAAAGAUUUCCCCCCGUGUUGCUAAAGAAGAUGAGUAUAGAUUGCCUUGUGAUGCAAAAUCAUCAUUUUGGUAUAUCACCCGAAAGAUUUCAAGCGAAUAAAGAUUUGAGUAGCUUUUUCAGGGUAUUGACUACUAGUACGGAUGAAAACAACAAGGUCUAUGUCUCUACUAUUCAAGCACAACGCUAUCCUAUAGCUGCUUUCCAAUGGCAUCCAGAGAAAAAUGGUUUCGAAUGGGGUUCAUCAAGGAUUCCACAUUCUGAAGAUGCAAUUCAAGUCACUACACAUGUUGCCAACUAUUUUAUAAGUGAAGCUAGAAAAUCUUCAAACAAGCCAGUGGCGCGAGAAGUGCUCGAUAGUCUCAUAUACAAUUACAAUCUCACUUAUGGUGGGAAGGCAGGGAAGGGUUAUGACGAAGUGUAUCUCUUCAUUCCACAUUCUUCCUCGAGCUCUCUAUAGAGAAAAAAAACAACAGUGUACUUGAGCAAUAACAACUGCACAAUCUAAUUACAAUGCAUAUGAAGUUAGUGUGUGAUGUAAACCGCGUUGCAACUGGCAUUCAAUCUCCGGAUACAGUCCUCACAACCAAAGGGGGAGGGAGGUAAAACUAGUUGUAUCAUAUUUGUUAGAGGUGGAUCCAUGAUUUUAAGUUUAUCCGUUCUGGACCACUAGCCUUUUAGCUCAAUGGAGAUUAUGUAUAUUAAGUGAAUUUUUUAAACAUAAAUAGAGUGUCUUCCCGAAGUUAUUUUAGAUAUUAUGCAUGAAAUUAAACAGAGAAAAUGACCAUAAUAGUCCUUAUGUUGUAUAAGGUUUGGACUAUUUUAGUCUUGUGUGUAUGUGAAAUGGUCCUUAAUGUAUGAAAAAAAAGAUUUAUUUUGACGUAAA